This is a messenger RNA of Penicillium olsonii, 2094 nucleotides long. NCBI's taxonomy places the organism in Eukaryota, Fungi, Ascomycota, Eurotiomycetes, Eurotiales, Aspergillaceae. The record is from the annotation of a GenBank genome assembly.
AUGUCGAUGCAGCAGCGAAAGGAUGAGAUUCUUGCCAAACGGGCAAAACUCGCCGAACUAAAAAAACAGCGAGAGCUUCGUCAAAAGGAGUUCACUUCUCGGACUAGCGUCGGGGAUGCCUCAGAGAUUGUUUCGCCAGUGCCAAGUCACUCAGGCAAUCGACACGAGCUUGAUGACCUGAUCGCACGCUUGGUCGACCGUCCAGCGUCGGCCUCACUCAGCCAAGGUGCCGAUGGUCAGUCGCGGCGAGGAAGCCGACCAACCUCCGUUUUGAGCGCAAGCCAAUUGAGUGGAGAAAAUGCCGACGCAUACACGUCCCCCUCGCGACCACAAUCCCAGUCCAUUGCCGUUCAGACUAUGGGCGAGGAGCCUUACACCUACACCUCAACCGAAGCCCCGCCGCCCCCUGAGCUUGAACCCGCCUCCAAGCCUAAGCCAGAAGUCGUCACAUACAGCAAGGCAGUGCAAACGGAUGGACUGGACGUACAAACUGAGACACCCGAGGGAUCUGUUGCUUCGGACAGCGAGGAUGCCCCUGGUACCACACGAUCCAGCAAGCGAUUCAGUCGACGUGAAAAGGAACGAGAUGAGGAGAUCCUGCAGAAGCUUCGCAAGGAAAUUGAAGAGGAACUACGUGCUGCCAACCAUGAAGACGAUAACGACAACUCAACCGCGCAAGCCAAGCUACGGUACCCUCUGCGCACACUGGAUGACGACGAGCUGAAAGCAGUCACAUCCUCUGACGAUUUCCUGGACUUUGUGGAGCGGUCUUCCAAGGUUAUCGAAAGGGCUUUGGAUGAGGACUAUGAUGUUUUGGCAGACUAUGAGCUAGGUGGGACUGAUGGGAACUUGCAAGAAGACGAGGAGAGCGGCAAGAAGAAGAGAGGCAUGCAAGAAGUGGCCCAUUUCUGGGAUGAAAGAUGGAGCAAGAACCGCAUAAUCAGUGACCUGAGCUUCUCUCCAAAAUUCCCUGAAUUAUUGCUGGCAUCAUACACUAAAAAUACAUCAGCACCUCAUGAACCUGAUGGCCUGGUCCAGAUCUGGAACCAGCAUUUGCAAUCUCGUCCGGAAUAUGUGUUCCACUCCACCUCUGAUAUCCUCACUGCCAAAUUCUCUCCCUAUCACCCAAACCUAGUUGUCGGAGGUUCCUAUUCGGGACAAGUACUCGUGUGGGAUACACGAUCCUCUCGCGCUGGCGGAGGCUCCCCUGUACAAAAGACCCCUCUGACGGGCACCGGACACGCCCAUCCUGUCUAUAGCAUCUCGAUUGUUGGUACGCAGAAUGCACACAACAUCAUGACUGCCUCUACAGAUGGUGUGGUCUGUGGCUGGACUAUGGACAUGCUUUCUCACCCGCAGGAUCGCGUGGAGCUGACUACACCACCUCCCUCCAAAACGGAGGAUCUUGCUCCGACCACAAUGUCAUUCCCUCACACCGACCCUACCUUCUUCGUCGUCGGUACUGAAGAAGGUGUCAUUUACCCCUGCCAUCGGUACGACCGAGCAGGAGCCAAGGGUGGCACAGAUCAUCGUCUAGCCUACAAGGGCCACACGGCACCGAUCAUGUCUACCGCAUUCCACCCUGGCCGUGGUCCCGUCGAUCUAGGAGACCUCAUGCUGAGCUCCAGUCUGGACUGGAGUGUCAAGCUCUGGCGUGUGCGGCCCCCAGCGACCACCGCAUCAGCCACAUCCAUCUCAGCUCCUCAAGUCAUUUCGCCAAUCCUCGAUAUCACGCGUGAUGAUGUGGUCUACGAUGCGCGCUGGCACCCAACCAAACCGGGUGUAUUCUCUCUCGUCGACGGUGCUGGUAAUGUCGAAGUCUGGGAUCUCGCGUCGGAUACCGAGGUCCCCAUUGCACGGGAAGUUGCCGACAACACACAUGGCAAUAUUAUGUCGCGCAGCCUUAAUAAGGUUGCAUGGGAUGAGCGCGAGGGCCGACGCUUGGCGACUGGUGGACUCAAUGGCGUUGUUACGGUCUAUGAGGUUGGCAAGGGUCUCUGCGGUCUGCCCGAAGAGGUUCCCGCAGACGAGUGGACUGGUAUGAAGAGGUUGGUUGGGAAGCUGGAACAAAAGGAUAAGGACCGAGUGGCUUGA